Chara braunii is the source of this 1303-nucleotide messenger RNA. The record is from the annotation of a GenBank genome assembly. NCBI's taxonomy places the organism in Eukaryota, Viridiplantae, Streptophyta, Charophyceae, Charales, Characeae.
UAGUUUCAAAAUUCAAAUCCAUAAAGUGUCGGCAAGUUCUGAAAUGUGGGGCCUGAGAAGGUGGAGUUCCAGCAUGGUGGGGUAUGGGUCGGCUACAUCACAGGGUGUUAAGAAUUCAAGAUGGCAAACUGGUGGAACCUGAGCAAGGAUCUCCUCGUGCUGGUGGAGAAACGGACCCUUGCGAAAAAUAUGUCGAACAAGUAUUGAAUUUGGCUCUGAACGAGGGUCAGACUUUAGAAAAAGUCAAACUUGAACAGAGCUAUGCGGGCCCUCCGGAGACACCAGCCAUCAGGACCAUGCGCCAGAGCCAGUACCUCGUGUUACUGACGAUGGAGAAAUCCAUGAAACGUAACCCAAAAUGAUAACUCAGGUUGCAGAGUCAAGAGGAGUUUCUUUAGAAAAGAAAAGGGCAUGUGGGAACUCGUUGUGGACUGCAUUAAUGGGAGAAGUCCAAAAUGUUGGUCAGCAGCAGUUGAGACAGUUGGGAGUUCGAGGUGAGGGCUCCACCAAAAUAGUCUCCUGACUCUCCUCUUAAAAAAAUAGAAUAACAGUCAAAAGAGAGAGAGAGAGAGAGAGAGAGAGAGAGAGAGAGAGAGAGAGAGAGAGAGAGAGAUGUUGCCGUGCUUGUGCUUGAUGUCGAGUUUGAGAACCUCGAUGGAGUUUUGAUUUCUGGUUGGUUAAAUAGGCAUUUAGGUGGCUUUUCGUCUUGGAGAUGAGACGGCAGUUUUUUGUAGGUGGUUGGAACUUGGAAGUUGUCCAUUUAACUUGUGUGAUUUUCACAUACGGUAGUUGCGUAGCUGUAUCUAUUUCUACUAGUGGAAAUGGAGGGAAUGUUUUGUUCGAAGGGCUAUGAGUCUAUGACAGGUAGUCGAACGGUCUUAUCUCGUUUGGCAUGUGGGCUUGUUUGUGAAUGUGGCCAGGAGCUCUCUAAGGUUGGAAAGGGAGCACGUGUGUCAUUGAUGUUGGCACCUGUUUGGUCCUGCUUCGUUUGAUGAAGAGAUUUCCAAAGUUUUGCUGGGUUAUGGAUAGAUAGGUGCUGGCUCUUUGAAGUCGUAAAGAAGAAGGUAGGUAGUUGCUUUUUGCCUGUUUUUUUUGCCAGCUGUUUAGCCCGGUUAAUCAUGCCUUGUGUAGGGGUAUGGUGGAGCGACAACUUGCACCCUGGAAUAUACAAGGUCAGGGCCUCGUGACCGGAGUGCGUUGCAGAGACCUGGCUGCCUCUGCAGUGAAUAUGGGCCUCGCUGUACUACCCUUGACUCGUGAAAAUUUUCUAGAGUCGUUCUAGAGCUGUCAGAGUCACGAAAAG